This is a messenger RNA of Danio rerio (zebrafish), 1910 nucleotides long. Lineage: Eukaryota; Metazoa; Chordata; Actinopteri; Cypriniformes; Danionidae. The record is from RefSeq and is a predicted model, not a curated record.
UGCCACCUUGACAGUCAUUGGUCGGCAGAGUGCGACUCUUUGCAUGUUUCCAGUCUAAAAGCUCUACCUUUAAGCUGAUGUCCUUUAAAUUCAGUGUCACUCCAGCAUCCCUCCUGUGGCAGCAGUGCACGAACAAUGAGUACCAGCAGAAGUCCAGAGCCUCUAGCAGACGCUUGUCUUCCUUCCUCCACUGGUGAGAUCUCAGUCAGCAAAGACGAACCCGGAAAUCUAAGGAGGCGUCUUCCGCUCACCGGCUCGUCCACACUGGCAAGGCGACUCUUCCACUUCCAGUCAUACCGUAAUCCACUCAUUACCAGCAGACGGCGUAAACGUGAGAUGACCCCCUCAGAGAAAAAAGACGCGUCAUAUUGGGUCAAGCGAAAGAAGAACAACGAGGCUGCCAAACGGUCCAGAGAGAAGCGUCGACUCAAUGACUUCAUGCUGGAGGGACAGCUUCUGGCGCUGAGCGAAGAGAAUGCCCAGCUCAGGGCUGAGGUGCUGAGUCUGCAGUAUCACAUGGGAAUCGCACGAAGUCUGGAUGUCAAUCAUCCCAUCAUGCCCUUUCCCUAUCCUGUUAUGUCCCAUCUCAAGCCUUCCCUGUGGGGUUUGGCUACCAGUGCUGCUCCUCUUCCAGCUGAAGUCCCAGAUCUGUACUCCUCUUGGUCACAGCACAGCUCAUCUCCAUUCAUCUCGCCCUUGAGGGUGCCUCCUAAAAGUGCAAACCUACCUUCACAGGUUGGCCAUUUGGACAACAUUGUUGACCCAGUAGAGGCGAAUCCAGCAUCUCACCCACAGGUCUCUUCAAGCAACGACCCACCGAGCCACCCACAAUUGUUUCCUGCCCAAAAAGCAUCUGCGGCUUCACCGCCCCCUCCCCAGUUGUUACCAGGCCUGAGCCACUCUGCCAGCCAGAACAACAGCCAGAUGUUACCCUGGGGCUCGUCGUCUUUGCGUCCGUCUCCCCUUCACCCCAGCUGGCCGUCGUCCUUCCCUAUGUCGCUGCGAGAUACCGAUGGAUCUCUUAAUGGAGUAAAGUCUCUCUGGAACUUCAACGGCAGGUAUAGCAUGCUGUCUGCUGAGAUCUCAGGGCAGCUCAGAAGAAUAUUUUGCCCAGAGAACUCUUAAUCGGCAAUAAUGUUGCCUGAACAGUUAUCUUUUCUAUAUUACUGUGAUAAUAGACGGCUUUUAAAGGCAUACUGUAGUUAACCCCAAAUUAAAGUGGUUCCCUACCUUUAUGAGUUUCUUCUGUUGAACACAACAAAGGAACAUGUUAGAAACUUUUAACAGGGUCAGUGGUAAUAAGUUUCCAACAUUUUUUCAAAAUAUCUCUAUGCUCAACAGAAGAAAGAAACUUGAAAAGGCUUAAGUGAAGUGUUAAAUAAUUAUUUUCAGAUUUGGCCUAAAUAUAUCUUUAAUUGAUAGUUCACCCCCAAUAAAAUGAAGCUUCCAUCAUCUUUUACUCACACUCACAUCAUUCCAAAAGUUUAUGAUUUUCAUAACAUUAAAAUGUCUCAUUUAUUAUUAUUUUUUUGUCCAUAUAAAUUGUUAGUCCAACCAAUCAGUUGGUUGUAGACCCCACUGACCUGUUUGGUAUGUACAAAAACAAUUUUCAAAAUAUGUACAAGACAAUCACACACAUUAAAAGUGACAUGAAGGUAAAUUAUGUAAACACUGUAAUUUUUAGGUGAACUGUCCAUAUUAGCUAUGCUUCAUGUAGUGAUUUGCAAGUUAAAACUUCUUUCAGCUUAUUAAAUGAUGAACUUGCAUAUGUCUAUGUAGCAAAUAUGAAGAUGUUGUCCAAUUGUAAUAAAAGUAAAUAAUCGUUUUAUCGUCAUAACGGCCAUUUGUUUGAUUGGAUUUAAAUCAGAUUCAAGUUUCAAAAUCUACACUAUACAGUAUAUAUAUGUAUA